Messenger RNA from Chiloscyllium plagiosum (whitespotted bambooshark), 4842 nucleotides. The record is from RefSeq and is a predicted model, not a curated record. NCBI's taxonomy places the organism in Eukaryota, Metazoa, Chordata, Chondrichthyes, Orectolobiformes, Hemiscylliidae.
CGGUGGAGGACCGGAAGGAGUGUGGUCCUCCUACUACUCACUCUCUCUCUCAAUGAAGGUUGAGCUUCACUCCAGACUGCACCUUCUUCUCUCCAACGUCUGAGUCAAACUAGGACCGUGCGGGGGCAUGGGUCCGGCCCGGACCUGCACACUGCGAUCUAGUGGGCCCAUUCCACACUCAACAGGCCCGACUCCAACUCCAGCCUCGGGGACUUUGGUGGGAGCCACUUUUCCAGGAAUCCACUGAGGUCUUGGCCUUCCUCAUGUUCUGUAAGACCCACGAGCUAGUGUUUGAAGAACUGAAGACGGAAGUUUCAAAAACAGAUGAAGGGCUUAUGCCCGAAAUGUCAACUCUCUUGCUCUUCACAUGCUGCCUGACCUGCUGUGCUUUUCCAGCACUGCACUUUUCGACUCUGACUCUGAGCAUCUGCAGUCCUCACUUUGACAACAAUGUCUGACAGUCACUCAAUCCAUCAGGACCGCAACGAUUUUCAGCUAUGAUUCUGUGAGAAGGAGCCAAGCUUUUUCAUUCCUGUUUCAGUACAAUUUCAGUAUCCGUGGGACUGGAUGAGAGACCCUACUGUUGCAGAGCACUGAGUGUGGUCCUGAAACAGUUAUACAGUCUGGAAAGAGGAACUCACGGCAGGAAGGGUCUCUACACGCAGUGGUGUGUGACUAAAGCUUUGUCCAUGGAGGAACCUGAGGGAUCCCACCCCGUGGAGAAACCGUGGAAGUGUGGCGACUGUGGGAGAGGCUUCCGUGCCCCGUCUGUCCUGGAGACCCAUCGGCGCAUCCACACUGGGGAGAGACCGUUCUCCUGCACCGAGUGCGGGAAGGGCUUUACUCAGGCCUACAACCUACUGACCCACCAGCGGGUCCACACGGGGGAGAGGCCGUUCUCCUGCACCGAUUGCGGGAAGGGCUUUACCCAGGCCUCCCACCUGCUGAGGCACCGGCGGGUCCACACGGGGGAGAGGCUGUUCCUCUGCCCAGAGUGCGGGAAGGGCUUUACCCAGGCCUCCCACCUGCUAACCCACCAGCGGGUCCACACGGGUGAGAGGCUAUUCCUCUGCCCAGAGUGUGGGAAGACCUUCAGCAAUUCCUCCAUCCUUCUGAGGCACCGGCAGGUCCACACAGAGGAGAGGCUGUUCCUCUGCCCCGAGUGCGGGAAGGCCUUCAGACAUUCCUCCGUCCUGCUGAGGCACCAGUGGGUCCACACGGGAGAGAGGCCCUUCAGCUGCCCUGAGUGCGGGAAGGCCUUCAGGAAUUCCUCGCACCUGCUGACCCACCGGCGGAUCCACACGGGAGAGACGCCCUUCAGCUGCCCCGAGUGUGGGAAGGCGUUCAGGAACUCCUCCGCCCUGCUGACCCACCGGCGGAUCCACACAGGGGAGAGGCCAUUCUCCUGCCCCAAGUGUGAGAAGGCCUUCAGCGAUUCCUCUGCCCUGCGGAGGCACCAGCGGGUCCACACUGGGGAGAGGCCUUUCACCUGCUCUCAGUGUGGGAUGGCCUUCACCCGCUCCUCCCACCUGCAGAGGCACCAGCAAGUUCACGUGCCAUCGCAGGGGGAUUGUGGGAGCGAUGGCCCAGUGCCGUUAUCAACUGGAAUAUCCACCUAUGAUACGGCUUGGAAAGUGGAAAUCAUGGCAGGGAAGGGCUCUGCAGUCUUUUCUAUGGCUGACGUUUCGGCCAUGGAGAAACCCAGGAAAUCCCGCCCUUUGGAGAAACCGUGGAAGUGUGGUGACUGCGGGAAAGGCUUCCGUGCUCCGUGUGUCCUGGAGAGUCAUCGGCGCCGUCACACCGGGGAGAGGCCAUUCUCCUGCCCUGAGUGUGGGAAGGCCUUCAGCGAAUCCUCCACCCUGGUGGAUCACCGGCGUGUCCACACGGGGGAGAGGCCAUUCUCCUGCCCUGAGUGCGGGAAGGCCUUUAUUCGGUCCUCCCACCUGCUGAAGCACCAGCGGUUCCACACGGGGGAGAGGCCUUUCAGCUGCCCUGAGUGCAGGAAGGGCUUUACCCAGGCCUCCCACCUGGUGGCCCACCGACGGGUCCACACCGGGGAAAGGCCCUUCCUGUGCCCCGAGUGCGGGAAGGCUUUCAGCAAUUCCUCUGACAUGGUGAAGCACCGGCGGGUCCACACGGGGGAAAAGCCCUUCAGCUGCCCUGAGUGUGGGAAGGCCUUCAGCGAUUCCUCCCACCUGCAGAGGCACCGGCGGGUCCACACGGGGGAAAAGCCCUUCAGCUGCCCUGAGUGUGGGAAGGCCUUUAGUGAUUCCUCCUCCCUGCAGAGGCACCGGCGGGUCCACACGGGGGAAAGGCCCUUCCCAUGCCCCGAGUGCGGGAAGGCCUUCAGCGAGUCCUCUCACCUGCUGACUCACCAGCGGGUCCACACGGGGGAGAGGCCCUUCCCGUGCCCAGAGUGUGGGAAAGCCUUUAGCGAAUCCUCUCACCUGCUAGAGCACCGGCGGAUCCACACGGGGGAGAAGCCUUUCAGCUGCCCCGAGUGUGGGAAGGGCUUUACCCGGGUCGACACCCUGCAGACCCACUGGCGGGUCCACACCGGGGAGAGGCCCUUUAGCUGCCCCAAAUGCAGGAAAGCCUUCAGUGAUUCCUCCGACCUGCGGAAACACCAGCGGGUCCACACGGGGGAGAGGCCCUUCCCCUGCCCCGAGUGCGGGCACAGGUUUGCAUGUUCCAGCAACUUGCGGAAGCACCAGCAGGGGCACCAGCGCUCCCAACAAUCGGAUUCCUCCGGUGACACUGGUGUGGGUCACUCCCAGGACUGUCACGCCGGGGAGGGAUUCUACACGUGUUUGUGUGCGGCUGAAGCUUCGGCCAUGGAAAAACCUGAGGAAUCCUGCCCCAUGGAGAAACCAUGGAAGUGUGGCGACUGCGGGAAAGGCUUCUGUGCCCCGUCUGUCCUGGAGACUCAUCGGCGCAGUCACACCGGGGAGAGGCCAUUUUCUUGCCCCGAGUGCGGGAAGGGCUUCAGCAAUUCAUCCCACCUGCUGGCCCACCAGCGGAUCCACACGGGGGAGAGGCCCUUCAGCUGCCCCGAGUGCGGGAAGGCCUUCAGCAAUUCUUCUGCCCUGCUAAGGCACCAGCGUGUCCACACGGGGGAGAGGCCAUUCCCCUGCCCCGAGUGCGGGAAGGCUUUCAGCAAUUCCUCCGCCCUCCUGACCCACCAGCGGGUACACACCGGGGAGAGGCCUUUCAGCUGUCCCGAGUGCGCGAAGGGCUUUACCCAGGCCUCCACCCUGCUGAUACACUGGCGAGUCCACACGGGGGAGAGGCCCUUUAGCUGCCCGGAGUGCGGGAAGGGCUUUACGCAGGCCUUCGCCCUGCUGACACACCAGCGGGUCCACUCCGGGGAGAGGCCCUUCAGCUGCCCCGAGUGCAGGAAGGGAUUUACACAGACCUCUGCACUCUUGAGGCACCGGCGCGUUCACACGGGGGAGAGGCCCUUUAGCUGCCCUGAGUGCGGGAAGGGCUUUACCCAGUCCUCUCACCUGCGGAGGCACCAGCGGGUUCAUGUGCCAUUGCAGGGAAACUGGAGUGCAGGUACUGCAUCGUUUCAUCGGCAGCUUACUGGCAGCACCGGGAGAACACAUUACGUGUGUGAGUGGUCUUGCAACAGAUUGUUGAAGCUAGAGAGAGGCGGGGAUUCCCACGUGAUGGAGAAACCGUGGAAAUGUGGGGACUGCGGGAAGGAAUUCAAAUUCCCGUCCUUGCUUGAAAGCCAUCGUCGCUGUCACACUGGGGAGAGACCGUUCACGUGCUCCGUGUGUGGGAAGGGGUUCACCCAUACAUCCGCCCUGGUGACCCACCAGCAGGUCCAUACCGGGGAGAAGCCGUUCACCUGCUCUGUGUGUGAGAAGGGGUUCACCCAUUCAUCUGCCCUGGUGAUCCACGAGCGGGUCCACACCGGGGAGAGGCCGUUCACCUGCUCCGUGUGUGGGAAAGCAUUCAUUCAGUCCUCCAACCUGCAGAGUCACCAGCGGAUCCACACCGGGGAGAGACCAUUCACCUGCUCAGUGUGUGGGAAGGGAUUCAUUGAUUGUUCUUCCCUGCGGAGGCACCAGCCUGUUCACACUGGGGAGAGACCGUUCACCACCUCUGUCUGUGGGAAAGCUUUCAAUCAGUCAUCCCAUCUGUUCAGACACCAAUCCAGUCACACCGAGUAGAGAACGUUUGGAUUCUUUGUGGGCGUGACUUCUAUUAGUAUUCAAAAGGGCACACAUUCACUGGUGAGUUGAGCAUCUGUUUAAGACACACUUACUGAUUUGGAACACGCAGUGGAGUCAGAAGCUGUAUAUGUGUCCUGCUUGGCUCUGUGAAGAAAUCUACCCUGUGUAAAGAUUGGCUCCAGUUUCUCCCUUCCCCAUGAGGCUGCCAGGACGAUAACAUGGUGUGAGAUAUUGUAUUAUAGGUCUCUUUACUAACCCACUCACAAACACUUUCUAUUUACUCAUUCAUAAGUCUUUUCUAACCUGCUCACAAGAGCCCUAUAUCUAAUAAUACUGCAUUCCCAUUUCAUUCAUUCAUAACUCCUUCCUAUAAUGCGACUUCAUUCAGUCAUUCAUAAAACCACGGUUUUGUAGUAUAUUUUACUAUUACAAGAUAGACUAAAUUAAAACACCCUUUUCAACUCAUUUAUGCUUUUUCACGCCUUCAACCCUUAUCAGCUCUUGCUACAGGCAGUGUUUAGGCCUAUUUCUAAAGCAGAAGCUAAUUCUGAACAUAGUAACGUAUUCAGAACAAUACCAUCCCUUGCCAUGUUGUCUCCAUGAAAGAUUAUAAUAUCAAUCAGUCCUUACCAACCACCUCUCAGGACUUGCAUAGAUA